AUGGCACCCAACAAACUAGCAAUCGCCAGUGUCUCCCUAAGCCAGUACCCAGGCCACAUCCUCGACCACAAAAUCCGCGCCGCAUCCCAAGCUGGCAUCGCAGGAAUCGAAAUCGUCUACUCCGAUCUCCUUACUUACAGCAAGACUCAAAACAUCUCCAUCCAAGCCGCAGCCCAAAAGAUUCACACUCUCUGCCUGGAAACAAACCUCCAAGUCCUCUCCCUCGCCCCCUUCGAAAACUAUGAAGGCGCAACAACCCCGCUAAAAGAAAGACUCGCGCUCGGCCAACAUUGGCUCGAAAUAGCCCGUCUGUUACACGCACCAUACUUACAAAUCCCAUCAAUCUACACAACGGACUGUAGCCGUGAUGAGAAAACAAUCAUAUCCGACCUUCAACGGCUAUCUGACCUAGCCAGCUCCGCAAAGCCAGUAGUAUCAAUCGCCUACGAACCCCUGUCAUGGGGAACGAACUGCUCAACCUGGGAAGGCGCCCUUUCGAUCGUGCAGCGGGUUGAGCGUGCGAAUUUCGGACUGUGUCUGGAUACCUUCCAUGAAGGGACUAAGUUGUGGGGUGAUAAUGCUUCUCCGAGCGGGAUGCAGAUGGAUGCGGAAGUAAAGUUGCGGGAUUCGCUGCGCAGGUUUGUGCGGGAUUGUCCACGGGAUAAGAUAUUCUAUGUGCAGCUUUCUGACGCGGAACGCUUUGAGACGCCUUAUUCUUUGGCGCAUCCGUGGGCGUUGCCCGGUGAGGCCAAGGAGUUUACUUGGUCGAAGCAUGCGAGACCUUUCCCUUUGGAGGUUGAGUUUGGGGCGUAUUUGCCUGUUGUAGAUAUUGCCAGGGCGUGGAUUGUUGACGUUGGAUUUGAGGGGUGGAUUUCUAUGGAGACUUUCGAUCGGAGAAUGGUGAAUGGGCAGGUCACCCCAGAGAUGGCGGCUAAGAGGGCGGUUGAGUCUUGGAGGAAGGUUCAGGUUGAGAUAGAGAGUAAGUCGAGGCUUUGA
Molecule: messenger RNA, 996 nt
Organism: Penicillium vulpinum
Lineage: Eukaryota; Fungi; Ascomycota; Eurotiomycetes; Eurotiales; Aspergillaceae
Product: sugar phosphate isomerase/epimerase family protein
Exons: 1
Coding region: 1-996 (331 amino acids)
Source: RefSeq, a predicted model, not a curated record